Messenger RNA from Cherax quadricarinatus, 5272 nucleotides. The record is from RefSeq and is a predicted model, not a curated record. NCBI's taxonomy places the organism in Eukaryota, Metazoa, Arthropoda, Malacostraca, Decapoda, Parastacidae.
GAGGAGGAGGAGGAGGAGGCUGGGCAGUGUGCUGUGAGCUGCUUAUAUCUGCACAAAUGUUGGGGUGGAGAUGACAAGUGUUCGCUGAGGAGGAAAUACAACAGACUUAAUGAGACGGGUCCAACGCCAGCAAUGUCAUGGCAGGACCAGAGGUAGAACAUUUGAAAAGAGCGGUGGGUGGGCAGCGAGUGUGGUCAGUCAAUGUGGCCACAUGGAGACGCUAGCAGCGCCUGUCUCGGAGCCGCCGUCACGUGGCGAGGAUGGAGAGGCAGACCAGAUGGAAGAUGUGUGUGCAGAUGCAGGUGGAAGCAUUGGAGGAGAGGAAGUAUGUCAGGUUUUGGGGAAUGGAGAUGAAGAACGUACUGCACUCAGCAAUACCAUUGGUCAGCUGCUGGAACUUGCACCCCAUGUGGACGACACCGCUGCUGUUGUGCCCCCUGAGCCACCUGAUCUCUCUCCUGGACUCUCUCACAAGGUAAAUGGUGCUGUUGUGCGACGUGUAUCUUACCCAGCAGCUGGCAAGCAUGCGUUACGGCAGCAGGCCCGUAGGCGACGACGUAACACCUCUAUUGCUGCUGGCAAUUCUCCACCAAUAACUCGUGUCACUAUGAAAACUGUUGCAGCUACGUCCCCCAACCCUACAUCACAGUCUCUUCAACCUCUUGUUACCACUAUCCCUACUUCCACCACCACCACUACCACCACCACUGCCAGCACCAUUGCUGCCACCAUUACAACUACUACUACCACCCUUGCCAUUACCACAACUACUGUCACUGUCACUGGAUCUCUAUCCCCAACUUUAACAUACACCACUGUUAAGUCUCCUUCAAACAUCUUAGCAACCACUCCAUCACCACCCAUGUGUAGAACAAGCAGUAAGAUGUCCCAUUCUCCUAACCAGUUUUCUGGCACAAGAUUAAGUAGUAAGGCUUGCUCAUCAAGUAAUCUGCACCCUGUGCUUGGAACAAGGGUGAGCUCUCGAAUAGCGAACAAUGCAGCUACUAGCGGAUCUCACCAGCACAACCCAGGCUCAUCUGUGCUGAUGGGCAUGCCUCAAACUGGUGCUUAUUCCAACUCUCUCUCCUCAGGCACUCAGGCUUCCAGAGUGGUGCGUGUUCCAGUCUCACAGUCAUCCCCUUCUGCACGUGAUGCCUCGUCUCCAUCAAUGACUACUAUGCAGACUUAUCUCGCUGCCAUCCCAGGCUUCAAGCCUCGUAAAAGGUCUCAGCGCAAGCUGUCGGCAGCUGCCCAGUUGGCUCAGACAAAGGAAGGCAAUGUUGAUCUAGAAACUCCAGAUUCUAUUCUUGCUGGCAUCAACCUGCGAGCUGUUCUUAAUAAACAUACUUUUGCCUCUCUUCCACCUGCGUACCAGCAUAGAUUAAUACAGCUCCUACCUUUGGUGGACCAGGCAGUUGGUCCUGAUGAUACACUCAAGUCGCUCACUUCGAGCCGUUGUGGGGUGUGAAGCAGCCAUGGUGUGGCACAGAUGGUGGUGAAGGCAGUGUUAGUAGCCCAUCAUCUCCGUCAGGGGAUACCUACCCUGCAUCUCCUCCAGACUUGUCGCGUGCUUCUCCUGUCUUUACAUCCAACUUUACUCCAGCUCAUAUUGAGCAACUGACCAAAGUUGUUCAGCACAUUGCAAACCGUGACCAGCGGAGAGCUGAGAGAAGGGCUGCUAAGAAGGCUCUUAGAGAAAAGAAAUAUGUGGAACUUGCAAGUUGCUCUUUGGAUUCAAAGAAUUCAUUGUAUACUCCAAGUUCUUCACCAGUUCAUCCUUGCUCAUCGUCUGUACUCCCGUGUUCAUCCCCAGCACGACCCUGCUUGUCAGGAGUGCUACCAUGUUCGCCAGCAGUUCUUCCCUGUUCAUCAGCAUUGCUUCCCUGUUCAUCUGCAGUGCUCCCUUGCUCUCCAUCAGUGCUUCAACAUUCACCAUCACCAGUGCUCUCGUGUUCAUCAUCUGUGCUCCCCAGUUCAUCCUCGUUACAAUCUUGUACUUCCUCAGUGCUCCCCACUUCAUUGUGUGUUGUUUCGACAUCCUUAACUGUAACUCCCAGUUCUCUGUCAUUAAUGCCCAAUAGAAAUAGCUUAAGUACAGUGACGAGUGGCAACCAUACAGUGUUCCCGGUCAGUGACAAAUUGGCUCUGUCAUCUUCAAUUAUGCCCUUAGAUCCAAGUGGAUUCACAAAAGAUGGACUGAAGAGGAAAGAUGCCCUAUCAGUUCCUACAUCUUUACCCACCAAAAAAUUGUGUGUAUCAAGUUCAGAUCUACCAAAUUUUUAUGUUACUAAACAGGGAUCUUCUACACAUCAAUCUCAGAGACUAACAGGCCACAUUAGUACAGUCAGUGAUAUUUCCCGUUCUAGAGUGACAAUUACUCCAGUAAUGGGGUCAGUGCGGCCUGUUUUGAGUGGUGCAAAGGUGCUCAAUUCCCCAGUCAUAUCUCAGGCAAAACCUGGAAGUUCCGGUAAACCUGCAGCCAUGGUCAUGGUCAACUCCUCUUCACCAUCUACAACUGGACAGUUACCAACCUCUCCAGCUUCCAGGACAUCUCCAGGAAUGAUUGUUUCUCCUAGCAUGGCAUCUUCCCCAUCAAGACUUUCUCCUGUAGUGCAAGUUGUUUCCCCUUCUUUACCAGUUGCACUUUCUCCAAGCCCCCCUGUGUCUAGAACGGUAAUGGUGGCUGGCCAUGCACGAUCAGUGGAAGUGUCUUCGUGUACAACAUCCAUCGGUCAGGGACAACGAGCCAUUGCUCAGACAUUACCUUCCUCUUCCAGCACAAGUGUGGCCUCCAAAAUUAAAACUGUUAGGACUCUACCUCAGGGUAUGACAGGCAGUGGGACUAUGACUGUGAAAUUGACAAAAAGCAGAACUCCAGGAGGAAUCAAUAUUCAAAGAUCUUACGAGAUAGUUCAAGCUGUCAUUGCAAACAGCCCCAAUAGGGACCAACUUCAAGCUCAGCUCAAGUCUCCUGCUUCUCUGCUGGCAGAAGUGAAACCUUCUGCAAGCAGUCCUGGAAUAACAACAGCAGUGGUGGUCAGCAAUAGCAAUAACAUCAUCAGCAACAAUAACAGUCACUUGGUAGUCCAGGCAACACCACAGCUUCAGACUAUCACUGUUGUCAAAAAUGUAGCCACCAGUAGCAGUAGUAGUAGUAGCAAUAGUAUAGUCUCACCUGUAACAGGAGCUCAACUUUUGACUGGCAGCUCCCGUACUGGGCGACCAGUGGCUAUUUCUGUGGGUGGUACCUCAGCAUCCGUGGUACAGGCCCAGGGUGGAGCUGCUGCUGCUGCUGCUGCCACUGCUACUGGUGGAACAGUGGUUCUCCGUCAGAUGGUGACACCUCAUCUUGCCACCUCCCAGGUAUCUGCCUCUUCAGCCUCUAGAACCUCAGCAUAUCUGCUGGAUAAAACACCCUUCUUAGCCUGUGGUGGUGGUGCUAUAAGAGACAACAGUGCUUUAACAAAUAUUGCUGAAGCUAGUGUCAUUGUGUCAGGGCAGAGUGCAUUAAAUAACAAUGUUGUUAGUUGUGGUGGUAUUGGUAGUGUUGGUAGUGAUAGCAACAUUGUGGGAAACUCCAGAGAGAAUUUUGGGCUAAAUGGUCAUGGUGGCGAUUCUGGCACAACCAUGGUGGUUGUGUCUCAGUCAACUGGUGGGACUAACAACAACAGUCGUGUGAUGGUGCUGCACCCAGGCAAUGGUGGUCCACUGCUGUUGUCCAUCCCCUCAGAAUCACAACCAGCCAGGACCCAGUCUCUUCCUCUAGGACCCCCUUCUCUUCCAACUACUGCGAUUAGCCCAUCCCCAGUUUCUCCUCUAGGUGUUGGCGCCUCCAACUCUCAUUCAACAUCAGAUUUGACUUCUGUUCCAACUUCUGCAGUUCAGAUGGAUGCGAGGGCAGUAUGGCUCCUCCUGCAGUGUCACCAAGACCCAUCACCAUCCUGCGCCCAUCCACAACAGGUAAAUCCAUUGUUGUGAGGAUGCCAGUGUCUAGCGUGCAGGUGGUGAGACUUGGAAGUCUAUCAAGUCUUAACUGUGAUUAUGGUGGCAACAGUGACAACAACCAGCAGCAGCAUCCUCCUAGAGCAGCCAGUGCUCCACCAAAUAAAAGUGGAGUUAUGGUCGCACUUUCUCCACGACCCUCCAGUGUUGGACCCAGGAUUGUUGUGCAGACUAGUAGUGCUCAGGGCUCGCCUACCACCAUCCUCACGUCUGCCGGACGACAUUUUUUAUCCGAAGGUGACCCCAGUUCAGGUGUAAAUAGCUGUGACAGUGACCAGCUUGUCACGACACGGGCUGGGGCUUCCCGACCAAUUGAAAACUUAUCAGAUAGCUCUAACAGUACCCAAAGCACCGACCACACACCUGUUGCCAGUGCUUCGAAUGCUUCAGUACACUCCAUAAUGAAUGGCAUGGGUAGUUUUGGACAAAGUGGGGCAAUGUCAGUGAACUCCAGCAUAGCAAAUCUAUCACAAAACAUGACCAGUGGUCCUACUGUGAUGUCUCAGUCACAGCCGCACCAACAUCAACAGCCAGUUCCACAAACACCUCUUUCACAACACCCCAGCAUGAAUAUGAGACCCAAUAUGCGCAUGAUGAUGAACAGCAUGCAACACAUGAAUAAUAUGCAACCAAUGAACAGUGUGCAAUCUCUCAAUAACAUGCAUCAAAUAGCUCCAUCUGCAGGCAUAAAUGGAAUGGCAGCAGUGAUGCCACCCAUGAACCAAGGUGUAAACAUGAUGCUACCUCAAGGGAAGAGUGAUACCAGCGAGGAUGGUUGCCCUUGUAACAUGAAAGCCAUGAUCAUAUGCAUGAAAUGUGGUGCAUUCUGUCAUCACGAUUGCAUUGGACCAGCUAGGCUGUGUGUUGCCUGCCUCAUACGAUAGCUUGUGCAUCCUACUUGCUACCUGUCUCCCAGUUUCUUCAAUAAAAAACACUUAGUGAUCCUCAGUCGUUUAUAUGAUUAUCAAAAAGCUUUACUAAAUAGCAUUUUUAAGUUUUGUUUGUGUUGGCUUGCAAUGAGAUGAACACAAAGAGACAUGACCAAUGUGAUGACUCUCACUCAGGAAGGUUUCUUGACCACCCACAAUAUACAGAUCUACUACAGUUUUUAUUGUUAACAUUCUGUGAAUGCUGAAUUAACAUUAAGUAUGUUAACAUGACAAAAAUAGUAAUGGUAUAUGUGAAAAACUUUGAAUUAAUUGUUGUAAUUAUGUGAGUUGGUUUAUUACCCUCCAACUUCAAAUGAUAAUAUAGAUGAAAUAUGUAGUGC